GAAACAACGCGACCGCCGCUUCACAGUCCGACCUGCAGCGGUAGGGUGACGGCACAGAGCCGGUGUGAGGACAGGCUGUAGGGGAACUCUUAAUGCCGGCUUUUGAGAGGAUACCGAACGAGAAAAAGGGAAAACUGAUCUUAAAGGGCAACAUAAUAUGUUAGGAACGAAAUGCCGGGACCCACUACUGUUUUGUUCGUUUAAAUUCUUACUUUGAGCCGGUAGAAUCCGUCCAACGUAGAGAACUUUGGGUUUUUAUCGUUGACUAUUUGAAACUUUUAUUUGGGCAAAUUCAGUCUCGCUUCAUCGUGGUGGUAUUUUUGAAAGAAGUGGAUCAAGAGAUGUUGGCACUAAGUGAUUUUCUUAUUUUCUCUAAUAGAUAUUUCUCUAAUAAAGCCGGUGGGUUAAUUAUGGCUAGUGCUCGACAUACGUUAAAUGUUUAAAUUAUUUCAAAGUGCACGUUCAAGGCUAGUAAUUAAUUGGAAUCCUUGGAAAAUAAAUUGAGCUAGGCGUGAGCUCCCGCUUGUUAACUUCAGAUAACAAAGUGGAAUCUAAAAGAGAAGGGAUUUUUAAGUCUAAGAACUUGUGGGUAAAUCGGUGUGGGCCCGUGUAACCGGCGGAGGGUCAACUAUAAUGUCAUAAAAGUGUGAUGGAGUUCUUUCAAGUGACGCAAACGUAGCCUACUCUUGAAGACUUUUACGUGCCUAGUCUGCCGCAGGACACACCACGACCGGUAGCUUUGAAUUUGACGCACAAAUUAACAAUUUUGUGCGUCAAAAAAAAAAAAAAAACUGGCCGUGCUCAACGCAUUUCACCGUUGGCAUUGAACCGCAAACGAACGGCGACGGGUUUCCCUCAACGACGCAAAGACAAUGGCCUCUGCCUCACGAGACAGCUGCUUCUGGUUGCCGUGGAGACGGACCCUGCUCGCGCUGUGGCUGUUAGCGGUCGGAGCGCGUGGAGCUGAGGACGAGGGUUCCUUCAACGCAGAGGCAUGGCUGGGGAUGUAUGGUUACCUGCCCCAAGCCAGCCGGCAGAUGUCUACCAUGAGAUCAGCUGAGAUCCUGUCCAAUGCCAUCAGCGACAUGCAGCGUUUCUAUGGUCUGGAGGUCACCGGGCAAAUGGAUCCUCAAACCAUCAGUGCCAUGAGAAGACCCCGGUGUGGCGUGCCUGACAAGUUUGGAGGGCAAAUUAAGACCAAUGUCCGGCGGAAACGUUAUGCGCUCACUGGACAUAAGUGGAACAAAGGCCACCUCACUUACAGUAUUCAGAACUACACCCCCAAAGUUGGAGAGUAUAACUCGUUUGAGGCCAUCCGGCGAGCCUUUAAAGUCUGGGAGAAAGUGACCCCACUGAGCUUUGACGAAAUCCCCUACCAGGAAAUCAAAUAUGGACGUCGCAAGGAGCCCGACAUCAUGAUCUUCUUUGCAUCUGGUUUUCAUGGAGACAGCUCUCCUUUUGACGGGGAAGGGGGCUUCUUGGCCCACGCUUACUUCCCUGGACCCGGGAUGGGAGGGGACACGCAUUUUGACUCUGAUGAACCGUGGACAAUAGGGAGCCACAAUGUACAUGGGAAUGACCUGUUCUUGGUCGCUGUCCACGAGCUGGGGCACGCCCUGGGUUUGGAGCACUCCAACAACCCGCUGGCCAUCAUGGCUCCUUUCUACCAAUGGAUGGAGACGGAGAACUUCCAGCUGCCUGAAGAUGACCGUCGAGGCAUCCAACAGAUCUAUGGUCAGCCGGAUGGUGGCCCCACCCAGGCCCUGCCCACAGUGACACCCCGCCGCCCGGAGCCCCGACCACCUCACCAACCUCCACGACACCCCGACCGGCCCAGGACCACCGACAGACCAGACCACUACGGGCCAAACAUCUGCGAGGGGAACUUUGACACAGUGGCCAUGCUGCGAGGAGAGAUGUUUGUUUUCAAGGGUCGUUGGUUCUGGAGAGUGCGUCGGAACAGGGUACUGGAUAACUACCCAAUGCCCAUCGGCCACUUCUGGAGGGGUCUUCCCGGAGACAUAGAUGCCGCGUAUGAGAGACACGAUGGCAAAUUUGUCUUCUUUAAAGGAAACAGAUUUUGGCUCUUCAGGGAGGCAAACCUUGAACCAGGCUAUCCACUGGAGCUGGUUGAUUAUGGUCGAGACAUUCCUUACGAUCGCAUAGAUGCAGCCAUCUGGUGGGAGCCAUCCGGCUACACUUACCUAUUUCAGGGAGAUCGGUACUGGCGUUUCAACGAGCAGUCGCGGUCGGCUGACAGAGGAUACCCAAAACAGAUCAGCGUGUGGGGUUCCUCCGUGCCCUCUUCUCCCAAAGGGGCCUUCCUCAGCGAUGAUGGGGCCUACACCUUCUUCUACCGGGGCUCCAAGUACUGGAAGUUCGACAACCACCGCAUGAAGAGCGAGCCGGGCUACCCCAAAUCCAUCCUGAGAGACUUCAUGGGCUGCAGCGUGGACCUGGAUCCCGACAGGGACACCGACGCCGGCCGCAAGUACCCGGACGUCAACCGCCCGCCGUUCAACCCGGACGCCGGGCGCGACAGAGACCGCAACAAAGACCGGGAGGGAAAAGACCGCGACGGGGUGGACAAGGACGCGGGCAAAGGGUCGGACGGCAGCGACGGAGACGAGGACUACCGGGAGGGCCGAGAAGAGGACACCAACGAGGUGGACGUGGUGCUGACGGUGGACGACGAGGAGAGGACCAUGAACAUUCUGAUGGUCACCAUCCCGCUGGUCCUGGUGCUGUGCAUCCUGGGGCUCAUCUACGCCAUCAUCAACACGCUGCAGAGCAAAGGGGCGCCGCGGCUGCUGGUGCACUGCAAGCGCUCGCUGCAGGACUGGGUCUGAGCCCCGACUGGAAGCGGACUUGGACCUGACCGGGACCCGAGACGCCACCCAACCUCUGAUCAGAACCCCCACUUUCCCGUUUUUGUGCUCAAUGGCUCGUAGUACAUGUGGUAGUAGAUCCAUGCAGAUACUGUACCAACACAUCGGCACUCACAAAUACAAAGCAAACAUAAAUUAUGCCUUACAUUCAGACUAACAAACACACACACACGCACCCACACACCUCCUCCUGUCCCCCAUGGUGCUCUACAAAGCGGUGACUGUAGUCUAUUUAUACGAGAGAACUUUGCACAUAGUUUUUUUUUUUUUUAUUGUUUUGUUUUGGUUCAUUCUGUGUGACUUUUUGUUUUUGUUGUUGUUUUUAAACCAGGAAGGCUUUUCUGGCACUGGCCUCUCCCCGUUCCCCUAAUCCCAGCAGGGGCUCUUUCCAAUCUGAUAACUUGACAUCUGCUCAUGUCGUCUUAUUGGCCACAAAAGAAAGGAAUGCAAACGGCUUGCAGACUGACCACUGUGCUUCAGGUACAGUUUCGUAGGGGUCUCUCUUUCCCCUCAUAGUUUUUGCUCGGUUAUUUUUCCUGAUAUCGUAUGUCAUAUGCAAGGAGGUGGUUUAGAAAGUAGUGGAUUUGGUUUACAGUAAAAACCUGCCAUGAGCCCAGAUAUUACUCUCUUAUGGUGGCGUGAUGGUUCAUUACAAUUGAAGCCAUUUUUUUUGUCACCAUUUACAGUCUUGUGCAGCAGUCUCAUACCCCUUCUUGUAAUUUGUUUCCAGCCACCAGACUUUCAUAUCUUUAAAGAGUUACCUCAAGCGAUAAUUUUUCGGACUUUAUGAAGAUCUGAUUUUGCUUCUUUUCAAUCCCUUAAGAUAAAACUAUGUCAAUUCAAACUCCAGGGAUCAAGCAAACCUUUUCCGUGGAGAAUUGAGGCGAGGGGAGGCUAAAGACUUUCCACAGGACAGCGCGCCAGCGGGAAUAGCAACAGUUACAGAAUAGUUGCUGAGAUCUGUUCCGUAAACACUGCACGGCACUGUCAGGGAAGUCUUUUAUGUACUAAACAUGAAGCUACAAACCGUUAGCUUAUGUUCGCGUUCGGACUGGAGGCAGCUGGCUGGGCUCCCCCCAGCAUCUUUAACUUUUACAGCUGUUCACAUUACACUUUAGUUAGUUUCCUCUGUCAUAUAGAAUUAGUAUAAAUUAGAUAUAGAGGAGGCACUUUUUUGAGGCUGCGUGCACCGUCGGCAGUUACAUUUUAGAAGUCUUAACAUGGUAGAAGGCUUAUAGAUAUUAGACCUAAGUUUUAAGAAAUUGGAAUUUCUGUUUUAAUUCUAAAAAACCUGAAGCCUUAUUUUUUGUAUUGUGCUCAGUCGGAUAUAUACCUUCUUUCUUUACCUUAUUUGGAAACUAUCUAAAAACCUUAGAGCUUCAAGGGUAAACAAACCUUAAAGGGGAACCCCUCCCAAUGCUUUCACAGUUACGGGUUUAAUUCACAAUGUGCCUCUGUUCUGUCAACAGUGGGAGCUUUUUCUUUGUUCUGCAGCAGAGUUGGACUGACAGGAAAUGUAAAGAGUCGACUCAUUGUGAAAUGACACAGGAGACAGAGCUUUGGCCUAUCGCGGGCAGGAGUUAGAAGAUAAGGGACCGACAAACCAAAGCCUUAACAUCCCACGUGGUAUCCGACGGGCCCGUCUUCCCUGUCUCUUUGUUUUAUUUUCAAGGCAAUUUGGGAAAACUCUUGUUGCAAUCCUUUUCCACUCUAAGGGCACCUGUGUGCUUCAGGGUGGGCUGACACCAUUCGGGCUCACGUGAGCGCAGGCUAAUCCUCUUAAUCAGAAACAGCAGGUGUGUGCAAAUGCCGCUGACCCCCCGAGACCCCCAAACCUAAAUCUUUAACUCCACAUAAUCAAAACACUUCCCUUUCCCUUUUCAUCUGGCCAGAACAAAUAAAAAAUGGAGAUAAACCCCUCAUUACAUCUGUAUGAAAGCGCUGUGUUGACGCUUUUAAUGGCUAUUGAUGGUUGAGAUUGGCUGCAACAGAAUCCACCGCUACAUUUGAAGCAUAGUUUUAGUGUAUUUAUAGUUUUCAGGAGUCAGACUGAGUACCUGGUAUGAAUAAUGGAUGGCUGGAUGAAGAGUCGAACUGAACAAAAAAAAGUUCCAAAUAAUUAGAGCGGUAGCUGCAAGCAGAAAAUCUUUAAAAUAGCAGCAAAGGUGUUCGGGUCCAUUAAAGGGUCUCAAGCGGGUGAAACCGAAGCAGCAGCUUAGUUGAAAGGCAGGAUUUGUCUCUGAUCUCCUCUUGAAUACAAGUAAAAAAAAAAAAACGGUCUAAAUCGAGAUGUUUGUCUUCACUUCUCAAUUGGAGGAAGGCUUAUCUGAGCUAGCAUGUUUGCCAGGUUCAGGUUACAAAGAUGUAGACAGCGGGGGUGUGGGGUGUGGGGGUGGAUUCUAAAUUUCCUGUAGCAUAAAUGAGCAAAGGUUGGGUUAUUGGGGGCGGGGGGGGGGGGAGGCAAAGGGGAAAGGGACUGACCUCGUCUCCCUGAGCUUGCAGAGUUUGGAUGAAAAGAGGGAGGGAGAGAAAGAGAGAAAGAGAGCUGGCAGCAGCUCAUGUGACCCAAAUUCUUCCGCGAUCCCAACGGUGCUGGCAAGGAGGAAACUCAAGCUCACAGUAGGGCGGCAGGCCACUUUAGGACAGCUCAGACAAAUGUGUUUAUCGCCGUUUGAAUUAAGUCCUCACCACCAGAAACCCCCCAACAGGUGAGGAGAGGAUGAGGUGACCCCUUCCGAACAAGCUGAGCUAAACAGGAACGCAGACAGGAAGAGUCAAAGCCGAAUCGGCCGUCACCAGAGGUCUGGAGAUUGAUCCGUGGCAGGUCGAUCGCGGUUGCUCGGAGACGGUGUCCCGUGUCCAUCGCUCACCUCCCCAUCGUUGUAGGUUUUUUUUUUGCGGGUGGGGGUUGGCGGGCGCAGCUAAUCAGCGUUAAAAGCACCACCACCAUCCCCCCCCCAACCAACCUUCGGCUCCACCGUCCUCUGCUGUCCUGUCCCUCGCUUCCCAUUGGUCUGUCUGGCUCAUCAGCGGUCAGCCGAGGAGCGUCUGGACAGGAUCAGAAAGUGCAGACUCACCGCACAGGGGGGGGGGGCAGCGAUGGUCUUUAUCAGUCCUCUUUGUACCGCACGAGCCAAAUGGUUGUCUUCAGAGUCGGAGUUUGCGAUUCAGCUAAUUCUAAUUCGAUCCCGCUUAUUGUUUCAGGGAAAAGAGCAGCGGAGAAGAUUUGAAAGGUCAGGGAAGAAAGCUGUCCAGUCUGAUUGAUGUGUGUGUGUGUGUGUGUGUGUGUGUGUGUGCGUGUGUGUGGGUGUGUUGGUUGAGGUGAUCAGUUAAUCAACCCUACUCUCCAUCAGCGAGGCCUGCUCUCCGAUUGUAAAUCUCCCACCCCCCUCUCCAUCCCCUCUGCAUACUCAGCCCGGCCCUCCAAAAGCCCGAGGGGAUCAUAACAACAACAAUGGCCUUCUCUCUUCCACUCCCUCUCUCCUCCCUCUUGUUUUCUCUCUCUCUCUUUCUCCGACACACACUCACACAAACACACGAUUGUCUCUGUGAGCCUCACCCUUCUCCUCCCCCCCCCCCCCCC
Menidia menidia (Atlantic silverside) is the source of this 6471-nucleotide messenger RNA. The record is from the annotation of a GenBank genome assembly. NCBI's taxonomy places the organism in Eukaryota, Metazoa, Chordata, Actinopteri, Atheriniformes, Atherinopsidae.